CUCCUAUGCCGAAUGGCACAAAGCAUCAACAAAUCCAAUAGGCAAUAGCUGUUAAAAUUUCAAACUGAUACAUAUAUACCAAACUUGUCUCAGAGUGCAGAAACAAAAGAAAAUGCAGACCCUUGAUGAGGCCUCACAAAAGUGCCCUCAAUGCUGUUGCAGCUGCACAACCCCGUUUUUCAACUCUACAAUUUCAUCACGCAACACAACAGUAAAACUCAGGAACAGUUCUGCAGAGUGGCGCCACAGUUUUGCAGUCACAACAACAUCAUCUAUAUUCCCAAACACUCAAUUUACUAACCAUGAGUCUCUUCCAUCACUUCAUGAAUCAUUCAAUGAGUUCAACAAAGUGUUCCCUCAGUAUUCUGAUACUGAACAAGUUGACUAUGUUAGAGCCAAGGACUAUUUCCACCUGUCACUCUCCAGCCAAACUUGCCUUGAUUACAUUGGCAUUGGCCUUUUCUCUUGCUCUCAGCUUCAACACCAUGACUCAUCAAAAGGCCAAUUACCCUCUUCUUCAGUUCCUCAGACACCCCAAUUUCAACCUAAUUACUCAGAUAUUCCUUUCUUUAGGAUACACUCCAAAACUGGUAGCUUAAAGACUUUGUUGCUUCAUGGGGGACAAGACUCAGAAUUUGAGGGUGCAAUGAGAAAGAGAAUCAUGAGUUUCCUUAACAUAUCAGAAAAUGACUACUUUAUUGUUUUCACAGCAAACAGAACCUCAGCUUUCAAACUUGUGGCAGAUUCAUACCAAUUCCAAACUAGUAGGAGGCUUCUGACAGUUUAUGACUAUGAGAGCGAGGCGGCGGAAGCAUUGAUUAGUUCCUCAGAGAAGAGAGGUGCCAGGGCCAUGUCAGCGGAGUUCUCAUGGCCUAGGCUGAGGAUUCAGUCAAAAAAGUUGAGGAAGAUGAUUGAGAGUAGGAGAAAGAAGAAGAAAAGAAAAGGCCUUUUUGUUUUCCCACUUGGUUCAAGAGUGACAGGAGCAAGAUAUCCUUAUCUGUGGAUGAGCAUAGCACAGGAGAAUGGAUGGCAUGUGUUGGUUGAUGCAUGUGCAUUGGGGCCAAAAGACAUGGACUGCUUCGGCCUCUCUCUAUUUCAACCAGAUUUUCUUAUUUGCUCUUUCUACAAGGUCUUUGGGGCAAACCCUUCUGGAUUUGGAUGCCUUUUCAUCAAGAAAUCUGCCAUUUCCAGCUUGGAAUCUUCCCCUUCAGCAGGAAUUGUCAGCCUUGUACAAGAAAAGCAGCCUCGUCAAUUAUCAGAUUAUUCUUCUGCCUCUGACUUAGAACUUAUACACAAUACAACAUCAACAUCCCCACAUGAAGAGAAACCAUUUCCUUUGUCAUCUUUAUCGGGUCCAAUGCAAACUAAACAAUCUGAAAUAGUUGAAGAAGGAGAAGCAACUGACUCAAAUCUAAAAGCUCCUCAAGGUUCUGAAAUUGAGGUGAUACAAGAGCCAGUUCAGACCCUUAAGAAAAGUAAUGUCCAAGAAAGUGGCAUCCAAUGUGGGUGCUUAGACCAAGUUGAUUCUUUGGGAUUGAUUCUGAUCACUAACAGGUCAAGGUACCUUAUCAACUGGCUGGUAAACUCUAUGUUGAAGCUUAAGCAUCCUAAUACACAAGGGGUUCCUUUGGUCAAGAUUUAUGGUCCAAAGGUGAAAUUUGACAGAGGGCCAGCUUUGGCAUUCAAUAUAUUUGAUUGGAAAGGUGAAAGGGUUGAGCCUGCACUUGUCCAGAAACUUGCUGAUAGAAGCAACAUCUCUAUCAGUUAUGCAUUCCUGCGUCAUAUUUGGUUUGCAGAUAAGUAUGCAGAAGAGAAGGGAAAAGUCCUACAAACCAAAGUGGUGACAGCAACCAACAAGAAGAAAGACAGGGUUGGAAUCACUGUGGUUACUGCUGCCCUUGGCUUCCUUGCUAAUUUUGAAGAUGUGUAUAAGCUUUGGGCUUUUGUUGCUAGAUUCCUGGAUGCUGACUUUGUGGAGAAAGAGAGGUGGAGAUAUCUUGCCAUCAACCAAAAAACAAUUGAGGUUUAGUUUAUCCGUUCAGUUUCAUUUAUUCUUCAGGAUUCUGGGUCUUGGAAGACUCCAUUAAGUGUGAAUUCUGCAAGUAAAAAUAAUUAAUUACAUACAUUAUUCCUUCAUUUGUAUGAUUG
Molecule: messenger RNA, 2148 nt
Organism: Vigna umbellata (rice bean)
Lineage: Eukaryota; Viridiplantae; Streptophyta; Magnoliopsida; Fabales; Fabaceae
Source: RefSeq, a predicted model, not a curated record